AUGGCCCUAUGGGCAGCAUCUAACCGAGCGACCGUGCCCGCGAUGUUUCCAGAAGCUCUCGAUAAACUUGACACCGAAGAAGAAUCCCCAAACCCCGCUGCCAUCGCGACAACGUUCCACAACCCUUUCUGUAACCAUGAGCAUAUCCUAACGUACGUUGCGAACUUAACGCAAUUUCCCGCCCUUUAUAUUGUUGAGAGGCAUGGGCUUCUGCCAUCCACCAUCAUGCCCCCAGCCCCAUCUCGACGGAUGGUCCCAAAGGACCGAUUUGGCCAAUUGUUCGGCAGCUUGAAAAUUCAGAGCUAUUAUGACCCUGCAGCGCGAGGCCCGGGCUCUCAUACCAUUCGUACCCUUGCAUGGAAUCCGACGGGCAGCUUGAUCGCAACCGGCUCGGUGGAUCGCACCCUACGCAUCUGGAACCCUGAGCGCACACAUGUAAAGUACUCGACGGAGCUGCGUGGACAUUCUUCUGGUAUAGAAAAGGUUACCUUUAACCCUGUCAAAGAAUCGGAAUUGGCAAGCUGCUCGAGUGAUGGAACUGUCCGUUUCUGGGAUGUACGGUCUAAAACGUGUAUUAGCCGCGUGGAUGUAGGAGGCGAGGCAUUUACGAUGGCAUGGACUGCUGAUGGAAGCGUAAUACUCGUGGGCAGGAAGGAUGACACAUUAAUACCCAUCUCAGUCGAGUCUCCGUCUACCCCCGCUCUUCAAACACCCUCCGGAACCACCGCCCCGACCAACAUUUUCAAGGCACUCACGCCACAUCCACAACCAGUCCAAACCAACGCUACCGCAUUUUCACACUCUCUUAAUACUUCCGAUCUCGACCUCUUCCUCACCACCGGUGACGGUACCGUAAAAGUCGUCUCCUACCCGUCAUUCAACCUCCUCCACACAAUCCAUGCCCACACAUCCGCGUGUCUUUCAAUCGCACUCAGCCCUACAUCGCGCUACCUAGCCGUUGGCGGAAGUGACGCUUUAAUAUCCCUCUGGGACACCACAGACUGGAUCUGCAAACGCACCGUAUCAAGUGCCAACGGCGGCGCCGUAAGGGGCGUCAGCUGGAGCUGGGACGGUCGAUUUAUCGUGGGAGCUUGCGACGAGCCCGGCUGUGGCGGCUCUGGGCUCGAGAUUUUCCACGCUGAAACGGGAGAAAGUGUAUAUACCAUUCCUACAGGAGGACUGGGCUCUGCGGCUGGAGCCAACGGGGUAGCUGGAAUUGGAAGCGGCCCUGGAACUUCUGUCGGCGUCCCCGCUGUCGCUUGGCACCCGUCUCGCUACUGGCUUGCUUAUUCUGUCACCGCUGACGGGAUGGGGAGUAGUGGUGGUGGGUUAAGGAUUGUCGGAGCGGGGAGUGGAUCGUUGUGACAUGCAAUAGCGUCGGGCUAUGGGAGACUUAUAGUAACCAGUUGAAAUGGCUUCCAAUUCCUCAACAGGUUCUUCGAUAGAAGGGGAAAAGACAGUACAAGCGACGAGCCAGAUAAAAUUGAGGGAUGACUUGUUCUAAUCUUCUUGAAAGCAGGUACAUUUUUCUCCCCCACUUCUAAGGGAAUUUAUUCAAUUAUUUAUAUUAUACAUCUAGAUAUCACAAUAUACAUUCAUGACGCGCUAUACAUAUGAAAAUCGUAUUUUUACCUUUUCGUUUU
Molecule: messenger RNA, 1643 nt
Organism: Histoplasma capsulatum G186AR
Lineage: Eukaryota; Fungi; Ascomycota; Eurotiomycetes; Onygenales; Ajellomycetaceae
Product: WD domain-containing protein
Exons: 3
Coding region: 1-1365 (454 amino acids)
Biological process (GO): mRNA export from nucleus
Cellular component (GO): THO complex part of transcription export complex
Molecular function (GO): protein binding
Source: RefSeq, a predicted model, not a curated record